CAUUUUUGCAACAAAAAAAAGAAGAAAAAAUCAAAUCUAUCAGAAGAUUUUGCCAAUGUUCUUUUCCCCAAGAGGGAGUUUGAUGAUUUUGGUCAUUAAUAUAUCCUUAAUUUUUGUGUUUUUACAUUUUGUAGGUUAUUGAUAUUUUGCAUCAGUUGUACGUUUGUCUGCUGCAGGUGCAACAUCAGUGGUCCAAACAUAAGCUACUUCCAGUCAGUCUUUAUCACAAUAAAGGAAAAUAAUAUACAACUCAUAUUACCCUUUUUAUUUAUGUUAUUUUGUAUUUAAUUAAUCUCAAAAUAGAAUUCUUGAGAUUUAAACCCAAAAUGCUCAAUCAUAGGGUGUUCAAAAACCAUAUUUAGCUGUGUACUGUCAUGUCCCAAACUGUUUUUUCUUCACUGUGCAGUGUGCUUUCUCCCAGGUUGUAGGUCUUCCUGGUUGUAUUUCAUUUAAAUUUUUACACAUUGUUGUUUUUCCUUCAGGGAGAUAGUGUUCUCUAGUGUCUCUUGUUUAACAGGGGCCAGCCACAAAUGCACCACACAAGAAGACAACAUGUCCAUAAUUGUUUUCUCACCCUUUUGUAUUUUAGAUCCUCGGGCACUUUCAUAAAUGACAUUUUUUCCUAUUCUGUCCAUUGUCAGGAAAUGUUAUUCCCUAUGCAAACCAGGACUCAAAGAAAGCAAAGGCUCCCAAGCCAUUCAGUGUAUUUUAGAUCUACUUGUUAUUUGGUAUGGGUUAUAUAAUUCAUCUGAUCAAUCAUGUGAAGACCGUAGCAGUAAUUUAAUCUUUCUUUCUCAUUUGAUGUCAGGUUUUCAUGUGUGUAAAGAAGUGCGGUAACUCCCCAUAUUGAAGGCUGAUGUGUACAAUCAAUUCCAAAAUAGAAAUCACUCAUUUGUUUGAUUAUAUGUUGAUUAAAUGUUAAAAUAUGUUUUGUCAUCCCAGUUUUUGGCUGUAAAAUGUUGCACAACAUGCCAGAGUGCUACAGUGUGUUAAUUUUAAAAUGGUAUGUCAUUUGCACAGAUUAUAGGGCCCUAGCUUUGCCUGGCAUCUUCAGUCAAAAACUUAAAGAAAAACAAAUUCUGCUUUGUUGGAGAUUAAUUGUGACAAUAACAGCAGUGUUUCGUGCAUUUAGUUUGUCUUUGGUUUCCACAGGAAAGUGGGCAGUUUUUGUUAAAUUAACUCUUUGCUGUUUGCUUUCUACUCUGUAAACCCUAAUGCUGUGCUUUUACAACCCAACAUGUAUGUAUCCCUGGUUUUUACUUUUUUGUGAUUUUUAAAGAAAUGUAUCACAAAUAGGAAUUUAAAGCAAGUGGAAUCAUUCACUCAAACGCCCUGCCAACAGUUUUUUUUUCUUUUUACACAGAGGAGACAGACGGAUACUGCAUACUAUUUUUCUGUCUGGAAAAUUAAAUGCCACAGGCUGCUGUUCAGAGCUCAGUCUCCUAUUUACUUGCAUCCCGUUUUAUUUUGGGGAGUCAGAAGGCCUUUUUAUGUUGGCAGGAGUGUUGUUUUGUUCCUGUGAGACAACUGUUUGCGCCAAACGGUGUGUAACAAGGAAGUUGACUCUACUUUUCUUCCCCUCCCUCAGUGAAGAGAAAGUGAAAAUCUUGUCCUACUAGUUUUUGAAGCGUGGCGUGUGUAGACCCGGAAACCUGAUAUCCCUUGUAAAUAUUAGUGGUUCAUGGUGGUAUAUUGUAUUGUGAUGUUGUCAAUGCCAUUAUUUGUCAUAUUUUUGUAUCACUUUUACCCCUCAAAAGCACCUUUUUGAUUAAGAUAUUUUCUUAAUCACAGGUGGCAGUGGGAAAGAAUAUGAGUGCACUGAUCAUGUAACUUGAGUGCUGUGUUUGUUUUCUGACAAAGGUCUCUCUAGUCUGUGCUUACUUUGAUGCAGCGUUUGCAUUUAGUUGGUAACCAUGCUAUUUUCGGUGGCUCAGUGGUCUGUUAAAAGUGUGGUUGUUCCGCCCAGCAGGAGUCUUGCUUCAGACUGGCCUAAAAUGGGCAGAAAUGGUGCUGAACAAAAGCUGCUUGUCGCUCGUACAAAAGUACUUGAAGCGUUGCAGCCGGGACCAAGCUGCAUUGCUAUUGCCUGUGCCUCUCAACAGGAAAGAGAGACAACAUGUUCCCGAAGGGCACCAAGCGCAAGUUCUCAGACUCCGGGGAGGAGCCGGUCUCCAGUGGUGACCAGGUCCCGGUGGCUCCGUCUGCAGCAGCUCGGACGCUGACGUCCUCUUACAGCCUGCAGCGGCAGUCGCUGCUUGACAUGUCGCUGAUCAAGCUGCAGCUCUGCCACAUGCUGGUGGAGCCGAACCUGUGCCGUUCUGUGCUCAUUGCCAACACAGUGCGGCAGAUCCAGGAGGAGAUGACCCAGGAUGGCACCUGGCAGAUAAUGACCCAGGCCCUUGCAGCCGCCCAGUGUCCCGCAGACCGCCUGGUGGCCACCGAGGUGCUGUGCCGGCAGACAGACGCAGCAGCUCAGGCCGGGCAGAGCCCGAAACCCUUCUCAGUGGUCGGUCUGGAGGAAGGCUACCACGCAGAGGAGGUGGUGAUGGAGGGAGACGUGGAGACCGAGGUCACCAUGUCCACUUUGUCGCCCGUCUCCCCCCAGCUGUCCUCUGCUUCUUACCUAGCAGGCCCAUUUGGUAUGGGACCCUGCUGGGAGGAGGAAGAGGAAGACGGUGAGUGUGAGGAUGAAGAGGAGGAGGACAGCGAGGAGUGUGUGUCGGAAGGCGAGGAGGGUGACCGGGACCACCUGAGCGCAGACACCAGGACAGGGGAGCAGGUUUUUGGGACUUUUGAGAUCAAGCACCCAGCGCCGCCCCCUGACCCUGCACUCGAGGAACUGUUUUCAGAUGUGGACCCGUCCUACUAUGACCUCGACACGGUGCUGACAGGCAUGCAGAGUGCCCCAAAGAUGGGGCCUUACGAUCUGCUGGAGAGCCUUUCCUCUCACGGGCCAACGGCCCUCAGCUCCAGCUCGAGCUGCAGGUCAGACCUGAACGAACUGGACCACAUCAUGGAGAUCAUAGUGGGAUCUUGAAACUCAGAACAUUCCUCUGGCCUGUACUGAUCCCUCAGACUCUUUCCAGACUAUGCACAAUACACAUGUGCAUGUUCUGUAUGUGGUAUUGUUACACAUGGAGAUUGUUGGAGGUUUUGGGACAAGGUGGGAAAUUAACAGCAAGCCAAGUAGAUUUGGGGAUCGGCUGUUAGAGGUGUAGUUAGGCUGCUCUAACAGUAAAUUAGGCAAGUCGGCAGCUGCUGUUGGGACCUUCAUCUUUUAUUCAAAAAAUGUAAUUGGCAGUUAAAGUAGUGAGGGUGAAAUUAAUGAAUUUUGGUAUUCACAAGCCACCCUGGCCUGUGGGCGAAAGCAGUUAGUUUCCUACUUUGUUGAUGAAAUCCAAAACUUGACAAUAUCCAUGAGAGGGCAAAGAUAAUUACCUAUACCAUGAUGCAUUCUUAUUUACGUACUUUCCAUGUUUACGUCUGUCAUACAUUCUGUCAUACUAGCUCCUUCUGGUCGUACUCUCUGCCAUUUUGUCCAUUUCUAUUUAUUAUAACAUGGACUGAGGAACAAUUCAUCACACUACAUGCAUCAGAAAACCAGAACAAAUUGUAAAUCCAAAUCUAUGAAUCAAUGCAUAUUUUCCUAAAGAUUUGAGCAAUUAUGAAUGGAAUAUAUGUAUAUGUACGUAUGUGUAUAUAGAAAUAUAUUUUUUGCAUUAUACAGCUGGGGGAUUUUGCAAGUAUCAUUUGAUAUUAUUAUUAUUUUUUCCCUCCCAAGCGGUUUUUAAGAUUUUAAUGUAGCCAGACUCGAGACAGUGUCUUCCCAUGGUUUGGUAUAACAAGUCGACUGUAACAGGUGUCAGGACUGGCAUUGUCACACUUUAAAGGCGCUGUUCUUUCAUUUUCUCAAAAGCUUUACGCAGGGCAGGGAAAUUACUGCCAGCCAUCAACCAAAAGCUGGUUAAAAUUUGACUGUUUCUGGUGAAGGUUUACAGGAACCGGCAGACAAAUGUAAGUAAGUUUCCUGCCCUGCUCUACAUACAGAUCUAAUAACAAUAAUAACAGCUUUUUUCCUGAAGCAUUUGGAGAAACCCCGGGGUGAUAACUGCAUCAAGAAGCCAUAUUUCUUUCUCUCAUUUGUUAGUACAACAAAUGAAGAGUUCUGUGUGUUAACCCAUUCUAAUUUAUUGUUGUUUUAUUUAUUGUAUUUAUUAUAUCUAGGUACAGACAUGCCAUAUUGACGUAUCAAAUCAACCACGAGGCCCGAUGAAAUUAUAUUUAUCCAAAUUUUGCCCUCCGUUUUUGAAUGCAGUACCUAUUUAUUCCUCACUUUUUUAUUAUUAGUAGUAAUAAUAAUAAUAACCGGGUUACUAUUCAAAUCACUAUGCAGCUCUGUCAUACGUGUUUCAAAAUGAUUGUAUGCGACUCAAAUGUCCUUUAAUUCCUUUUAUGCAAACAGUUGCCUUUCUCCUAAAGAUGUGGAAAAAUCAAAUGCAUUUUUCAAAAUUGUUCCUUAUCAUCAUGAUGAAGAGAUUUAACUCAGGCAAACAAAAUGUAUUGACAAAAAUACAGUAUUACGACACGCUUAAUACCUUACCACAACACUCCUGAAGGAUGUCACUCUGGUCUGAAUGGGAGCUAGAACUUCAAAGACUAAUUACCGUUGUAAAAUGUAUGCAUUUUUUUAUAUUAAGGAAAAAACAUUGUAGCAUCUUUGUAAAUAUUUUUUAUAAUAAAAGGUGCAACUAUU
This is a messenger RNA of Centropristis striata (black sea bass), 4753 nucleotides long. RefSeq names its product cell division cycle associated 4 (gene cdca4). NCBI's taxonomy places the organism in Eukaryota, Metazoa, Chordata, Actinopteri, Perciformes, Serranidae. The transcript is spliced from 2 exons. Gene Ontology annotation, cellular component: nucleus. The record is from RefSeq and is a predicted model, not a curated record. Gene Ontology annotation, molecular function: transcription regulator activity. The coding region runs from base 2117 to 3037 and encodes 306 amino acids.